AUGAACCCAAGGGACCGGGGUCGUCUGAUUUACAGGCUGGCUGACCUCAUGGAGGAACACCAGGAAGAGCUGGCCACUAUUGAAUCCAUAGACUCGGGCGCAGUGUACACAUUAGCUCUGAAGACCCAUGUUGGGAUGUCCAUCCAAACUUUCCGCUACUUUGCUGGCUGGUGCGAUAAAAUUCAGGUGAGAAAUCAAGCACGUCCAAACCGGAACCUGACAUUCACCCGGAGAGAGCCAAUCGGCGUGUGCGGAAUCAUCAUCCCGUGGAACUACCCACUCAUGAUGUUGGCCUGGAAGACCGCCGCCUGCCUCGCCGCGGGGAACACAGUGGUCCUGAAGCCCGCCCAGGUGACCCCGCUAACGGCGCUGAAGUUCGCAGAGCUGACAGUAAAAGCCGGAUUCCCCAAAGGAGUUGUGAAUAUCUUACCAGGAGCCGGGUCUCUGAUUGGACAGCGACUUUCCGACCACCCCGAUGUCAGGAAAUUGGGGUUCACUGGCUCCACCCCUAUAGGCAAGCAGAUCAUGAAAAGCUGUGCGGUGAGCAAUGUGAAGAAAGUAUCCCUGGAGCUGGGUGGGAAGUCCCCCCUUAUCAUCUUCACAGACUGCGACUUGGACAAGGCCGUCCGAAUGGGGAAUGAGUUCCGUCUUCUUCAACAAGGGGGAGAUUGUAUUGCAGCCGGAAGACUGUUCGUAGAGUCGUCUAUUCAUGAUGAGUUUGUGCGGAGAGCGGUGAGUGACGAUGAUAAUGACCCCCCAGAAGGGGCGAGUGCAGGAUUGGAAGGAGAUGCAGACAUUGGUGACCAUCAGAUAGAAAUUCAUGAAGAAGCAAACUGA
This is a messenger RNA of Staurois parvus, 837 nucleotides long. The record is from the annotation of a GenBank genome assembly. Lineage: Eukaryota; Metazoa; Chordata; Amphibia; Anura; Ranidae.